Molecule: messenger RNA, 990 nt
Organism: Plenodomus lingam JN3
Lineage: Eukaryota; Fungi; Ascomycota; Dothideomycetes; Pleosporales; Leptosphaeriaceae
Source: RefSeq, a predicted model, not a curated record
AUGGUGGCUCAACAUUCUGGCAUCGCUUCACUCCAUCCCACUAUGUCCUCUUCUGCGUCUCAACUGGACUUCGUGACAAUCGACGUCUUUACGAACCAACCAUAUGAGGGAAAUCCUUUGGCUGUCGUACGCAUUCCACAUGGGCGAACUGUGAGCCAAGAACAAAAGCAAACAAUAGCUAGGGAGUUCAAUCUCUCUGAGACUACCUUCCUGCAUGAGAGGGACGAGGCUGUGCAAGAAGAUGUAUGGGCCGUUGAUAUCUUCAUGACGACGCGAGAGUUGCCUUUCGCUGGACAUCCAACCGUGGGAACGGCUUGCUACAUCUUAGGGAGAGUGACGCAAGAGCGUGGCAUUCAGACUGGUGUAGUCGAAGCGGAAUUCAAAUUGAAGGCGGGUCCAGUCGGGCUGAAGUAUGACGUUGCGAAAGGGACAGCGAAAGCUUCCAUUCCACAUGAUGUAAGUUACCGACGUGAGGAGAUCUUUGAGCUGCAGCCCCAACUAGCAGUCGCACAACAGCAGAAUCAAAUUCACGUCAAGGAGGACCAUGCUAUAGUAUCCAUUGUCAAAGGCAUGACAUUCAUUUUAAUCGAGCUCGAGAGCAUGCAUGCGCUGGAAAUGGUGUCCUUGACCGGUCGGAGUGUUGUUGUCGAUGGGUUAGACGAGAAUUGGAAGGACACGUUUGUGGGCACGUACUUCUUUGUACGCACUGGCAAACGCGCAGAAGGAGUAAGUACGUUACGAACUAGAAUGAUUGAAGGGCAGCUCGAAGACCCUGCCACAGGAAGCGCGGCCAGCGGCCUGGCAGCAUUCUUGUCUCUCACAGAAGGCAACGCCAAUGAGGCACUCAAGUUCCACAUCACACAAGGUGUCGAAAUGGGAAGGCGAAGCGAGAUCUUCAUCGACGUUGAACUCGCUAGUGAUAGGUCGAUUUCCAAAGUGUAUCUUGAAGGUGGAGCAGUCGCGGUGAUGGAGGGUCGUUUACGCAUCUGA